GAAGGAGAAGCCGCUCACAGCUGAAGCUCCUGCUGAUUCAUUCUGCAGCAACAAGCCUGGGGGGUUUUCCAGAGUUUGGGAGCGUCUGAGGAAUCACUGCUUGAAGUGGAGGAGGAUGAGCGAGGAGGGGGAGGAGAGAUAAACUGUGUGUGUGUGUGUGUGUGUUGAAGCGUGCUUGAUUAAUCAUGCCAGUGAAGCACUAACAGAGAGUGUUUGUUAUAGAACAUGUCAGAUGUGAAUGAACAUGUUCAUCUUCAGCUCAGGCUCCUGAGGAUCUUCGUCUCAGUGAAGCAGAAUGCAGCCAGUACAUAUAUUAAGCUGGACUGAAGUGCUCCUCCAUACACUGCUGCGUUUGGCCUGAUUUAUCUGCAUCAAACCACGGCUGUAACCUGCGGAUUCAGCAUCUGUGAGCGAGCAACACGAGGAGGGAGGCGGGAGAGAGAGAAUAAAGCCUGUUUCCCGAGGAAACUCCUCCUAAUGUAAGACAGAAGGAGCUCGAGGACGCAGCGGUGUCGUGAUGUUGGCUGUGUUUCUGCUGCUGUUGGCCUCCGUGGCAUCCGUCCCGUCUCCCUCCAGACCCACACCCAAAUACUGCCGCAGGUGCUGCGAUCACCUGGACCCGCCCCUGAGCCCCGCCCCUCAGCCUGCAGCCAAUCACACGCCAGAGAUCCGCACCAUCAUUAACAUGACCAUCCUCAAAGGGGAUAAAGGAGAGCGAGGGGACCGAGGGACGCCUGGUAAAGCCGGAGUGGACGGACCCCCUGGACUCAGAGGAGAGACGGGGCCCAAAGGCAGUAAAGGAGACACCGGGGUCCCCGGAGACCCCUGCAAGGUCCAGCAGUCGUCCUUCUCCGUGGGCCGACGCAAAGCUCUGCACAGCGCUGAUCACUACCAGGCUCUGGUCUUCGACACGGUCUUCGUCAACCUGGGCGAACACUUCAACAUGUUCAAGGGGAAGUUCUACUGCUCCGUCCCGGGAGUCUAUUUCUUCAACGUGAACAUUCACACCUGGAACUUCAAGGAGACGUACCUGCACCUGAUGCACAACGAGCGUCCGCAGGUGAUCCUGUACACGCAGCCCAGCGAGCGCUCCAUCAUGCAGAGCCAGAGCGUCAUGCUGUCGCUGGAGCUCAACGAUGAGGUCUGGGUGCGGCUCUACAAGCGCCAGAGAGACAACGCCAUCUACAGCGACGACGUGGACGUCUACAUCACCUUCAACGGACACCUGGUGGCUCCUCGAGUCUAGGACGAGGAACCUGAUGUGCACAGAGUGUGUGGAGGAGCAGACACACUGCACAAAAAACCUGAUCUUAGUAAUUUUUUGUUUCUAGUCAAAUUUUUUUUUCAAAUCUUCAAUUAGAUUUUCCCUUACCCCACACUCUUAAAAGGUUCUUCACAGGAAUGCAACAGAAGAACCAUUUCUUGGUUCCACAAAGAAGCAUUCAGUCAAAGGUUCCAAAAGAACCUUCUUUUGCCACAAACAAACCUUUGUGAAACAGAGAGGUUCUGCAGAUGUUAAAGGUUCUUGAUGGAACCAUUUAGACAAAACGGUUCUUCUGUGUCUUCACUGUGAAGCACCUUUAUUUUUAAGAGUUUACCAGCAGAUCAUUUUACUAAUUUUAAGCAAAAUGCCAUUUAGUCCCCCCAAAUAAAUGAGGCUAAAUAUCUUAUGUUGUUUAACCAAGUAAAUGCAUUUUAAUUUAAGUUUUAAUGUCUUUUUUAAUACACUUUUAAUAGAAACUGGACAAAAAUACUAAGAUAAGCCUUUUUCAGCAGUGCAGAGACCUGUGUGUGUGUGUGUGUGUGUGUGUGUGCGUGUGUGUGUGUGUAUGUGAGUGUGUGUAAG
This is a messenger RNA of Carassius auratus (goldfish), 1846 nucleotides long. It is a transcript of the gene c1qtnf6b, whose product is annotated as C1q and TNF related 6b. The transcript is spliced from 4 exons. Bases 518 to 1246 code for a protein of 242 amino acids. The record is from RefSeq and is a predicted model, not a curated record. Gene Ontology annotation, molecular function: protein binding. NCBI's taxonomy places the organism in Eukaryota, Metazoa, Chordata, Actinopteri, Cypriniformes, Cyprinidae.